GGAAGAUCUGCGGCCGCCCAGAGAAGUGAGCUGGGGCCGAGCCCGUUGGCCUGGGUCAGGGUGCCCCGUGGGUGGGCGCAGUGCAGACUUAGCUCCCUCUGCCGUAGUUUGCCAGGUGGCUGGAGGCACCGCAGCAAGAGAGGACCUGUGAGAGCUCGUCUUGCCGCGGGGGAACAGGCAGCGUGGUGGCAUGGCUGUUGAGAACCCCUACGCCAGCGUGAAUAUUCAGCUCGAGAGCAGCUUCAUUAAGCACUACCUGGGGCAGGAGCUGCCCUCGCCCACUGUCGUUGUUAAUCCCGGGACCGUGCCCACCUCCCCAGCCCCAGAGCAGCUGAGCGGUGCCAGUAAAUCGGUGCCACUGCCGCGGGGGAACAGGCAGCGUGGUGGCAUGGCUGUUGAGAACCCCUACGCCAGCGUGAAUAUUCAGCUCGAGAGCAGCUUCAUUAAGCACUACCUGGGGCAGGAGCUGCCCUCGCGCACUGUCGUUGUUAAUCCCGGGACCAUGCCCACCUCCCCAGCCCCAGAGCAGCUGAGCGGUGCCAGUAAAUCGGUGCCACUGGGUAGUUGGGAUGGUUCAAAAGUCCUGACGCGGAAGUCCAGGGCCCUGCCGUAUAACCCGUAUGGCAGCCUGAAGCUGCUGAACGACACUUCCUCGGCCCUGCCCUACACCAUCGAGCUAGACAAGCACCAGAAGAGCCCUGAGGUGGGCACGGACAGUGGCUGCUGCUGCUGCUGUAAGUGCUGCCCCCGCUGCCGGAAAUGCUGCUGUGUCGUCUCCUAACCCCCCGAGCCCUGACCCCUUGCCACACCCGGACCGGCACCGGGCUGGCCCUGCUGAGACGUCGGCCUGAGCCAGCCUCCUUAAGGAGCUGGGAUCCUGCAGCAAGGGGGGCUGGGAUGGACAGCCCCACUAUGGUGCCCAUCCUAGCAGGAACGGUGGGAUGCCUCGGGGGGCAACCGGAGCCCACAGCAGCCUUGCAGUUUCCUGAGACUCUCCGUGAUCUUUGGCUCUCUCAGGGAUGCUGGGCGUGGGGAAGGGGGGUGACUAUUUUUGCCCCGGUUGCAGGGUGGCUUUCUAGACCUUGUUUAUCCUAUGGAAAGUGAGCUCAGGUGCCAUGGUGAUGGGCAUGUAGCAGUGAUGUGCUGCCAGGAUCAUGGCCAGGCCUCAGGGGAGUUGCAAGACGUGCUGAUGAAGCCUGGAGUGCCUCGUGCAGUGCCCUGUGGUGGAAACUCAACCGCUUGCUCCCACUUCCUGUCUGGCUGGGGAACAGCCCUGAUGCAACAGGCCAUGCAGCUGUGCUGACCUCCACGCAGACAAAGACGUGCCCUGGUAUCACCCAUUGCAGAAGCAAGAACCUGAGCAUGGGAGGGGCCUGAGCGGUGUUUUAUGGGUGCUUGUGGAUUCUCACUGCCCCUCCCCGUGGCUGGGGCAUGCCGGUACAGUCUCGCCUAGCUGCGGAGGCUGCGUGCCUCUUGAUUCUGUGGGGAAAUGGCCUUGCAAACCAAGGCCUUGUCUACACACAACAGUCAUGGGUAAUGUGGUACAAUUCUCUAGUGUGGCUGCAGUUAGACUGGCAGAAAGGUGCUCAUACUGGUCUAGCAUUCCAGUAGGGGAAGGGAAUGAGCUCUACUGGUACGAAGCACCUGGGUCCUGCUCUAGCUGUGUCCACGCUAGGACUUGGGCUGGUAGAACUGGGUAGGUAACGCUCACGCCCCUGACCCACGCGGUUGAGAGGUACAAACUCUGUUUGCUAAGCAGGCUGGAAUGAGGAUCCUGCCAGUCCGUGCCUGCUCACCCACCCGACAAAAGAAGGAAACACACCCCGGAAAAACAAACAAACGAAACAGCUUGGAGAAUGUGCUGGGCUCUGCUCUGGGGACGUGCCAUGGCUGGACACGUUGGCCUCUGGGUCUGAACUCACAGUGGUAGGAGACUCUUCUGACACCUCACCCACCUCGGUGCUGGGGCCUCGCUGGCAGGAGCUGCUUUCCAGGGUUUGGGUGCAGCGCAGGCAGGGGCUGGGCACUUGUACCCCCAGCUUGGUCUGGAGAGGGGGCAGCAGGCCAGCCCUGCUCUACGUGGCACUAACGCCAGCUUUUGGUGUUAGUGCCAGUGCUGCUGUGGGACUAGGGCAGGCUGCAGAGGAGGGUUCAGAAUGAAACGGGGAGGGGAGGGGAGGAGAGGGAAUGGGACAAGGGGUGUGGAGUCCAGGACCUGCCAGACUCCAAGGUGCUGGGGUUGUCAGCUAGCCAGGAAUAGGGUGUAAUGAAGUCAUUGGGUCUGCUCCCUUGGGGGAGUUUCUGAAGCAGAAGCCCCAGCCCUGAUGUGGGGGGCAGGGCCAUGGGGAGUAGCGGUGCUGUCCUCUGCACGGGCAGAGGGGCGCCAGCUGGCUGGGUAAUGAGCAAGGGGAAUGAGGCAGCCCCUCUCUGCCCUUUACACUGGCCGCCCCUUCCCAUGCUUUGCAGCUGGCUGAUUGCUGCUCAGUCCCUCUGCAGCUUGUCAGUGGCACCCCAGACUUGGCUUUCCUGCCAGAUGUCAGGCGUGCUCUGUGCAAGGCCAAGUGGUUUGCACGUGAAACCUGAACCAGACCCACUGUUGUCCUUCAUAAACAGCCCCAUGCAGCGCUGGUCCUAGCGGCUGCAGCUGCCGGCUCCGACCUGCCUCCCAGGUGAGUUUCUCCACUAGACAAGGGGUGUUUCUCUUGCAGCAGCUGCACUGUGUAAGUGCUGGCACAGCCGGGGUCCAGGGGGUUUGGGGCACGGUGGUAAAACUCCCCGAGCCCUGUGCUAGCGCUUGCCCCAUUGCUAGACCUGCUGCAUCACAGGCCACUGUCUCUGGGGCAAGCGCCCUGACUGAGUGGUGCUGCAGCAGCGGGAGGGACCAUGCCCAGGGUCCUAGGUGCAGAAUCUCAGCUUGCCCGGCUAGGAAGAUGCUAACCGUUGUGUAGGCUGGGUAGAAUUCAGCUUUUAUUUGUGAUCUCUACAGAUAGUAUCAAUGUUUAUUAGUAAGAAUAUUUUUAGUUUUAUUGAUUUAAAUUUUCACAGUAGGGGAGGUUAUUGGAGGGCCAGAAAAUGGAAGGUCAGACAAUUAUUUCAUGACAGUAGACGAUGAGAUUCAAAAAGUUAAAUGUUUAUAACCAUUCAGACACAAAUUGUUGACGUGUACAAAGUAAGUAGGCAAUGUAAGAGAAAUGCUGCGUUGAUAUAAGGCGAUCUGUACAUUUGGGGUAUUACCAAUGGAAAUAGGUUUUGGUCAUUUGGGUGUGUAUGGUGAAAUGGAUGGUCAUGGAUAUCUACCGAUAAAAGUCUUAUCCCUCCAACCCUGUUCUGAGAGGUGUGAACAGCCCGGCCCACCCUCUUGAUGUGUGCUGACUCAGACCUAAUGAUGUCAGCAUGUAACUAUUUCACUGCUGAUCACUGUAGCAGAAACACCCAGCUAAUUUUUGCUCACCCUAACCCUAGCUGCCUCCCAGAUAUCCCCAGGUACCAAAAGCUCCCACUGUCUCCUGCCCAGCUGCCAGAACUUCCCCAGGAAUGUUUCCAGCCCAGAACUCUGCAGCAGGGGACGGUGGAAUGGAAUCUCCCUGGGAUGCUGGGGGGUGGGGUUCCAUGCGGUGGGACCAAGGAGCUAUGCUGCAGAGCUCCAGCCCGUUGUGGCCUUCACUCAAGUGCACUGAGCCCCAGGAUUGCCCGCAAGGAGUGACCCAGCAGCCCAUCCGUGCCUCUUGUCCCUCAGCUGCGUCGCUCCCCCCCCAGGUAAUCUAGAGCAAUAGGCCAGUUGUACUCCAACUAGUGCCUCUGAAGACCAGUUUGUCCCUUCCCAGGCGAGUGUGAAUGCUCCAUCCCUGGAUCACAAGCUGCAGUGUAUAGAGC
This is a messenger RNA of Mauremys mutica (yellowpond turtle), 3873 nucleotides long. Its product is annotated as cysteine-rich tail protein 1-like. The transcript is spliced from 2 exons. The coding region runs from base 191 to 781 and encodes 196 amino acids. The record is from RefSeq and is a predicted model, not a curated record. Lineage: Eukaryota; Metazoa; Chordata; Testudines; Geoemydidae.